AUGGUGCUCCAGGCGAUCAAGUACUCGCGAGGCCAGCUCGAAAUCCUCGACCAACUAAAGUUGCCGCACGCUGAAGAAUAUGAUCACAUCUACUCUAGCACUGAUGCAUGGCAUGCCAUCAAGGAGAUGCGGACGCGAGGAGCACCAGCCAUCGCCAUUGUUGCUGCACUCGCUCUGGCAGUCGAGUUGAGUAACAUGAAGCUCCCCUCUGUAGCGGAAGAAGUCAAGGUCUUCAUCACAGAAAAGCUAGACUAUCUAGUGACCAGCCGACCGACGGCCGUCAAUCUUGCCGAUGCAGCAGGCAAACUUCAGAGAAUCACAGAAAGUGCCGCCGCUUCGGAAGGUGCCGACGGCGACAGUGUGCGAGAAGCGUAUGUGAGUGCUGCAGAGAAGAUGCUAGUCGACGAUGUGAGCGACAACGAGAGCAUCGGAAAGCACGGCGCCGAGUGGAUCAUGAAGAACACCGAGGCAGGAAAGAAAGGGCCUGUGAGCAUGAUGACACAUUGCAACACUGGGUCUCUGGCGACUGCAGGAUAUGGUACAGCGCUUGGUGUCAUACGGUCACUGCACUCUGCCGGUUCACUGAAGCAUGCCUUUUGCUCUGAAACACGUCCAUACAACCAAGGCUCGCGACUAACAGCCUUUGAGUUGGUUCAUGACAAGAUACCAGCAACUCUCAUAACCGAUUCCAUGGCUGCAGCUUUGCUUCGACUACGGGGCGAGAGCGAGAACAUUGCCGGUAUUGUCGUUGGUGCCGACCGCGUAGCAGCAAACGGUGACACAGCAAACAAGAUUGGAACAUACUCCUUGGCUAUCCUUGCUAAGCAUCACGGCGUCAAGUUCCUUGUAGCAGCACCCAGGACGACAAUUGAUCUAAAGACCAAGUCAGGUGCAGAUAUCGUUAUCGAAGAGCGAUCUGGAAAGGAGGUAACGCUCGUAAAAGGACCCAGGCACGACGGGGUCACGCUCGACCUGGGCGUCAUCGAGACGAUCAGUAUUGCGGCGAACGGUAUCGGAGUUUGGAACCCUGCUUUCGACGUCACGCCUGCGGAACUCAUUGAUGGCAUCAUCACCGAAGUGGGUGUAGUUGAAAAAGACAGCAAUGGAGUAUUCCAUUUGGAUACCGUCUUCAAGGCGGAAGGUUCGGAAGUAAAGCCGUCAACCAUUGGUGGUCUAUGAGAAGAAUGCCUUAUCCAUGUACUCCGAGUCACCGGUACAUGUCGGAUAUGCCACCCAUAAUCAAUAGUUUUUUCGAGGCGCAG
Pyrenophora tritici-repentis Pt-1C-BFP is the source of this 1262-nucleotide messenger RNA. Its product is annotated as translation initiation factor 2B subunit, eIF-2B alpha-beta-delta family. NCBI's taxonomy places the organism in Eukaryota, Fungi, Ascomycota, Dothideomycetes, Pleosporales, Pleosporaceae. Gene Ontology annotation, molecular function: S-methyl-5-thioribose-1-phosphate isomerase activity. The record is from RefSeq and is a predicted model, not a curated record.